This is a messenger RNA of Pieris rapae (cabbage white), 1727 nucleotides long. Its product is annotated as WW domain-binding protein 11. Gene Ontology annotation, biological process: mRNA cis splicing, via spliceosome. Gene Ontology annotation, cellular component: spliceosomal complex. The coding region runs from base 134 to 1705 and encodes 523 amino acids. The record is from RefSeq and is a predicted model, not a curated record. The transcript has 10 exons. Lineage: Eukaryota; Metazoa; Arthropoda; Insecta; Lepidoptera; Pieridae.
CUGUAUUUCUACAUAGUCUGUGAAAGAGAUGGAGCUAAGUUAAGAGUUUGCAAAUAAAUGUGAUAAAAUUUGUUAUUAUAUUGAUAGCGAAUAAAAUUUUAUUUCUUUUACUGUUUAAAUAUAUCAAAUCAAAAUGGGUCGACGAUCAAUAAAUACCACCAAGAGUGGUAAAUACAUGAAUCCUACGGAUCAAGCUCGCAAGGAAGCACGAAAGAAGGAAUUGAAGAAGAAUAAACGACAACGACAAAUGGUCAGGGCAGCAGUCCUUAAAAUGAAAGAUCCCACACAGAUUCUUGAUGAGCUGCAAAAAAUCGAUGAAAUGGAAUAUAAUGUAUUACAACCCUCGCCGCUAAAUGAAAAAGUGUUGAAAGAGAAGAGAAAAAAAUUAAAAGAAACAUUUGAUAGAGUGUUAAAGAUGUAUUACAAGGAUGAUCCAGAAAAGUGGGUUGACUUAAAACGUCAAGAAGUAGAGUAUGAGAAAAGAAGAGCUCAUUUGAUAUCUUAUUAUGAAUCUGUCAAACAUGCACAAGCAGUGCAAGUUGAUGAUAUUCCAUUGCCAACACUACAGGUCCCUGAUAACUUGAUUUAUGGGAACUUGCCAUUACAAAUACCACUUCCAGCUGAUACAUUACAUCCAAGUGCACCUAUGAAACCAAUUCUAAAGAAGGAUUCUGCAUAUAAAGAAAGACCAGCUGGUGUAGAGCCCCCAGGGGUUCCCCCAGGUCCACCACCCGAUUAUGGGUUGUUACUUGCUGAGGCUGUGAAGUCUGCAAGCAUAUCUGAGAAAAAGACGAUACGUUUCUCUGAUGUUGCUGAUGAUGGACCACCGGGAAUUAAUUUAAUACAAAAGCGGCAGACAGAAGAUGUUGACGGUGAAGCAAUGGAUGAGGAUAGCCCACCCAGCCCAAUUCCUCCGGGUGCCCAAAACGCUUCUGGCAUCGCUGAUGCCCCUGGGGCCCCUGGAGCCCCCGGUGCUGCGGCUCCAAAGCCAACAUCACUACAACAACGAAUGUUGGCUCUCUCUGGGCAGAAUAUAGACGACUUUAUGAAAGAGAUGGAAGAGGUUCACCGAAAGAGAGAGAGGGAUAGAGCUGCGGAUUUGAAUGCACGUUUGAGUGCGCUUAAGCGAACUAAAGCCGGUCGCGAUAGUGACUCUGACAGUGAGCCCGAGAACUCAGUCGACGUGGAGCCACCUGGGGCCGAAGUACGCCCCAUGAUACCUCCACCGUUAAUGCCAAGUCUACGUCCUCCAAUGAUUCGAGUGCCCCCCGGUGCACCUCCUGGUGUCCCACCUGGAGUGCCUCCAGCGCCCCCCGGUCUGCCACUUGUGCUGCCCCCUGGACCACCACCCGGUCUGCCAGGUCGGCCAUUACGUCCCCCUGGGCCUCCCCCUGGUGCUCCUCCGCGGCUCAUGAGACCGUUAGUGCCCCCACCACCACAUGUAUCAGUACUGACGGCUGCCCCACAACUGAUUCAGAAGAAGGAUGCGCCACAGAGUGCAACAAUAAGUGCGAAGCCCCAAAUCCGGAAUUUAUCAGCGGACGUCACGCGAUUUGUGCCUUCAGCGUUGCGUGUCAAACGUGAAGAUAAAAGGACGAAAACCGAGCUCAAGGCAACAAUACAUAGGGCUGAAGUACCAAAACAAGUGCCAACCAAAGAUGACGCCUAUAUGCAGUUCAUGAAGGAAAUGGAGGGACUAUUAUAGAAUUAAAUAAAUAUUAAAAGAG